UGUGUGCAAAGAUUUUUUUUAUCAAUUAGAAAUUAAGCGUAUUUCCAUUAAUUAUUAUGAAUGUGACAGCAAAUACAUUACAAUACCAUUUUUAAGUGUAUAUUAUGAUCAGUGACGAAUAUAGUAUUAGAAACACAAUAUAAACAUCACUCACUAUGUAUAGCUUCCAAAAAAUCAGUGAUAUACGUGCUACAAUCAACGGGACCAAGAUAAAAAAUAAUUUAGCUUAUACUUCAUCAGGAAUACCUUCUUUAGACCAUGUGAUAGGUGGCGGUUUACCAUCAGGUAGCGUCUUUGUUGUGGAGGAAGAUGUAUUGGGCAACUAUAGUAGAAUCCUAGUUAAAUAUUUCUUAGCUGAAGGUAUUGCAAGUAAUCAUGCACUAUUAAUAGCAUCUGCAGAUGAUGAAGGUCUUGAAAUUGUAAAAGAACUGCCUCAACCAUGUGCCGCACCUCCUGACGAUGACAUUACCAAUGAACCCAUCCAGCCCAAUACAGACAAAAUGAAGAUAGCAUGGAGAUACGAAGGUCUUAGACAAGUUGAGUCGUCAUUCGGCAGCAACACCAAUUUUGGACAUCAUUUUGAUUUGAGCAAGCACAUAGAUGCCGACACUAUCAAAAAUAGUAAUAUCACAUAUUGCCAAUUAGAAUCUGAUCAGGAAAAUGUUGAAGGAUUUAGAAAUAACAUGUAUCAUAAACUUCUUUGUACAAUAAGGGAUAAUGUCUCAAAAGAGGAAUUCAAAAAGAAAAAUAUGCUUCGCAUAAGUAUACAUUCACUUGGUUCACCUAUUUGGAUGUCUAUGGACAGUGAACAAAAUAUAAAUGCAAGUACUUACGGGCAAGAUUUAAUAAAGUUCAUGUAUUGUUUAAGAGUUAUUCUGAGAGAUACUAAUGCCAUUGCAUUUGUUACUAUACCUGCACAUUUGUUUGAUGAUGACCACAUUAUGAGAAGAGUUCUAUAUUCAGUGGAUAAUGCAGUCAGAAUUGAAUCAUUUGCAGGAUCAAGUCGUGAAACAAAUCCUGUGUACAAAGACUAUCAUGGAUUGUUCCACAUAACAAAACUCUCCUCAUUAUAUUCACUAGUGCCUUUCAUACCUCCAAGUCUCGAUCUUGCGUUUAAGUUGAAAAGGAAGAAGUUUCUUAUACAAAAACUGCAUAUUCCUCCAGAGCUGGAAGAAACAAGUGAAAGAGAACAAGAUGAUAUUACAGCCGUCCCAUCUGUUAAUUGUGGUGGUUUUAAGAAGAGCCAAAUAGACUUUUAAUCUUUUAGCAUUUGAUUAUACUGUGCCUACAGCAUCUUUGCUGGGAAUACUAAAUAAAUUAAUUUUGUUAUGAUCUAUAUUUUUGUAUAAA
Manduca sexta (tobacco hornworm) is the source of this 1350-nucleotide messenger RNA. RefSeq names its product elongator complex protein 4 (gene Elp4). The coding region runs from base 156 to 1259 and encodes 367 amino acids. The record is from RefSeq and is a predicted model, not a curated record. Gene Ontology annotation, biological process: tRNA wobble uridine modification. Gene Ontology annotation, cellular component: transcription elongation factor complex; elongator holoenzyme complex; cytoplasm. NCBI's taxonomy places the organism in Eukaryota, Metazoa, Arthropoda, Insecta, Lepidoptera, Sphingidae. The transcript has 7 exons.